UUUGUGAAUUAGGACCCUGCAGCUGCGCCUGCUCGUGCACAGCACAAAAUCCAACAGCGGUGAAGUGAAAGAGAGAUAUAGAUCAUUGCAAGAACACUUGUUCAUUGAUAGAGGGGCUGAGAAGCAUUUCAUCCCAGAGGGAGGAGUCAAGCAGUGGAAAGGCCACUAGCAUCCCGCAUCUUACACUUCUGCUAGGGGACUACAUAGAGGGCUUGAAAGAAACAAUGAAGAAAUCUUAACCAAGGUGAUAGCAAGGGAAAGCAAUGAAGAACUUCUGACUCUAACAAGGACCCUGGUAGAAGCCUCAGUAAAAGCUUAGCCGUGAUAGGACUGCCUGGAGGAAGUACAGAGAGAUGUGUCAGAUUGCUAUGCCUGCAAUCAAUGCAGAGUACCUGCUGAGGGACAAGUCUAGGAGGCAGACAGCAGCAUCAGCAGCACAAGGACACAAGUGGGUUAAUUCUCGAUCCCUUCAUCUUUUGGAAUACACAUAUUGAAUGCAGUUGGAAAUGAACUGUAAAGUUAAGUCAUCUGUUUCCCAGAUAGAAGCCAUACUUUUCUUCUGCCUCUUUCUUGCUCUGGCCACAAAUUUCAGCAUGUCACAGACAACUGCAGCGCCUGUCAAGGAAGACACCAAUGACAACAUCACAAUUUUUACAAGAAUACUUGAUGGUUUGCUAGAUGGAUAUGACAACAGACUUCGGCCUGGUCUAGGAGAGAGAAUUACUCAAGUCAAAACUGACAUUUAUGUCACAAGCUUUGGACCAGUAUCAGACACAGAGAUGGAAUAUACCAUUGAUGUGUUUUUCCGUCAAAGUUGGAAAGAUGAGAGACUUUGUUUUCAAGGGCCCAUGCCUCGUCUUCCCCUUAAUAAUUUGUUGGCUAGCAAAAUCUGGACCCCUGAUACGUUCUUUCAUAAUGGCAAAAAAUCAAUAGCUCACAAUAUAACUACGCCAAACAAACUGCUACGCCUUGAGGAUGAUGGCACGUUGCUUUAUACUAUGAGACUGACUAUUUCAGCUGAAUGCCCAAUGCAACUAGAAGACUUUCCCAUGGACGCCCAUGCAUGCCCCUUAAAAUUUGGAAGCUAUGCAUAUCCUAAUUCAGAACUGAGGUAUGAAUGGACUAAUAUAACAGACAAAUCUGUAGUAGUCGCAGAAGAUGGAUCUCGGCUAAACCAGUACCAUUUAAUUGGCCAGACUGUGGGAACAGAGAAUAUCAGCACGAGCACAGGUGAAUAUACAGUGAUGACAGCACAUUUUCAUCUGAAAAGGAAAAUUGGGUAUUUCGUUAUCCAAACUUACCUUCCCUGCAUAAUGACUGUCAUCCUGUCACAAGUCUCAUUCUGGCUAAACAGGGAGUCAGUGCCGGCUCGAACAGUGUUUGGUGUCACCACUGUGCUAACAAUGACAACUCUGAGUAUCAGUGCACGGAACUCUCUGCCAAAGGUGGCCUAUGCAACAGCAAUGGACUGGUUUAUAGCCGUUUGUUAUGCCUUUGUCUUUUCUGCACUGAUUGAAUUUGCGACUGUGAAUUACUUUACCAAAAGAAGCUGGGCCUGGGAUGGAAAGAAAGCGCUUGAAGCAGCAAAAAUAAAGAAAAAAGAACAAGAAUCAUUAGGAAGGAAACCUAUUAAUUCAUACAGUGGAAGAAUACCUUACACACCAAACAUGUCCAAAGAUCUCACUUCAUCCGUCAUCGCCAAUGCAGCAUCAAUCCACAUGAAGACUACGGAAGAAAAAUGCGCUGAGAGUAAAAAGACUUAUAACAGUGUCAGUAAGAUUGACAAAAUGUCACGGAUAGUUUUCCCGGUCAUGUUUGGAACAUUCAAUUUGGUUUAUUGGGCGACGUAUUUGAACAGGGAGCCGGUCAUCAAAGGGGCUGCUUCAGCCAAAACAUCUCAAGUAUUACCAAUACACAUAUAAGCCAUAUUUUUGCAGCUGUUCAGAGUAAGAAUGUUCAGACUGAAGCAGCUACUCAACUGCAAGUCAAAUAGAUGGGGGUAGGAUGGUUGCAGACAUAGUUUCGGCAAGGUCCCCUGGUCUAAACCAAUGAAAUAAAAGUUCCUAAAAACUUUAUUUCUUUAUGUGCAUUUUCACAUAGUUUUGCAUGCUGUUUUGAGCAUUUAUCAAAAACAUUUCCACAAAAAUGAUUCUACCACCAGACUUUUUCUUUUUAAAUUCUGAAUAAUAUGCUGUGAUACCCUUGUUUUCUAUAGGAACUUAUUUUUUUUUUUCAACCAAGCGUGUUAAACAUUGCCAUUAGAAUGCUGUUCAACAAUGCAGUCGUGUGCCAUAUUUUAUACUAAUGGGAACAUUUUGUCUAAUAUGAACAAAAAGUACAAUAUUUUUGUUUAUUAACUAUUGAACUGCUGCAUGCAAAACCGAUGCAGAGUAGAUCUAGAUAUAUGCAUAUGCAAGACAUCUUAAUCUCACUUAUAGGAGAUCUCUAGUCAAUUGCAAAUCUAUUUAUAUAUUGCCUUUUUAAACUUUAAAUGUUAGGAUGGUAUUGUUAUAGGAGAAGGCAAGUGCCAUUUGCAACCAAAGUAUUUUGUUCUGUAUUUUCAUGUGCUGUGUGCUAACAUUGCUUUAUUUUGCAUACAGAAUGCACAAUUUUUACCAUUUCUUAAUGUUGUAUAUAGACAAUGAGCAUGCGUUAACCGGAGUUUAUUUCAGCGACCAUCACAAUGCUACUUUUGCUUUCUCGGCUACUUGCUAACAGUUAAAAGCAGCAGGACUAUUCUUAUAGAUGUACAUUUCUGCAGCUCCAGUAGGAACUAUUUCCCAUCACAGACCUUUUCAUUUGUAUAAGUGGAAGCUGUGGCUAUCAAUGGGAAUUGUGUGCAUGAAACCUGCACAUCUGCUGCUUGAGAGGCAUCAAGAGUAUUUACUGGAAAUCCAGAAAAAAAAAGCCUUUUUCCAGUUUAAAUCCUUUACAUAUUGUUAAUCUGCACAGACAUUUGUAAAGGAUGUUUUAUUUAUGAAUCUGCUUUAAUCACUGGAAAUGCCCUGCCUUUAAUUAUGUGUUAUAUAACAAGUUAUACUUUUUUUCACACUGAAUUCUGUAAAUAUGGACAAUGCUAUAAGCAAAAUGACACUGAUUUUAUAGGAGAUAUGUGAACCCUCAAAAUGCCUUCACUAAGAUUCCACAAUUACUGCAUUUCCUUGUGGACAUUCACCAAGUCAGCAGAUACCCUGCAAUCAAGCUGCCUAUAGGAUGAUUAGUGUUGGCCUAAACUCAAGAGCUUCUUCGUUUUAAGUGUGGUUAUUCUUGUGCACAAAGGAAAAGACUGACAAUCUGAGCCAAAAAUUUGCAAACAAGCUGAACACAGCUUAAAAAAUGGACUGAAUGCAAGAAAGGAGGCUUUACUGAAUAACCAAGCUCACAGAUUUAGAUUAAUUCAAAUGUUGCUUUGAUCAUUUAAAUUGCAAAAAAAAGCGAAUGCUUGACAUUAAGUAAUAUAUUAAGUAUAAUAUAUUCAAACUCUGUUAUACUAAAAAGAAACAACCCUAUCCUAAAAAUGCAAUUAUUUAUAUUAAAGGAAUAACAAAAAAAAAAGU
Molecule: messenger RNA, 3557 nt
Organism: Xenopus tropicalis (tropical clawed frog)
Lineage: Eukaryota; Metazoa; Chordata; Amphibia; Anura; Pipidae
Gene: gabra5
Product: gamma-aminobutyric acid (GABA) A receptor, alpha 5
Exons: 11
Coding region: 495-1922 (475 amino acids)
Biological process (GO): monoatomic ion transmembrane transport; regulation of postsynaptic membrane potential; chloride transport
Cellular component (GO): membrane; postsynaptic membrane
Molecular function (GO): extracellular ligand-gated monoatomic ion channel activity; monoatomic ion channel activity; transmembrane signaling receptor activity
Source: RefSeq, a predicted model, not a curated record